Marmota monax (woodchuck) is the source of this 1587-nucleotide messenger RNA. It is a transcript of the gene Vma22, whose product is annotated as coiled-coil domain containing 115. Gene Ontology annotation, biological process: vacuolar proton-transporting V-type ATPase complex assembly. Gene Ontology annotation, cellular component: extrinsic component of endoplasmic reticulum membrane. The record is from RefSeq and is a predicted model, not a curated record. The coding region runs from base 56 to 598 and encodes 180 amino acids. The transcript has 5 exons. Lineage: Eukaryota; Metazoa; Chordata; Mammalia; Rodentia; Sciuridae.
AGGUGGUUCCGGGUCGGGGGCCUCAGACCAGUUGAGAGCCACGGGUGGCUGGCCCAUGGCGGCGCCCAACCUAAGGGUGGAGUUGGACUCGCUUCUCCUGCAGCUGCUCAGAGACCUGGAGGAGCUGGAAGUGAAGCGGGGGGCGCUGAACGCUCGAGUGGAGGAGGGCUGGCUCUCGCUUGCAAAGGCUCGCUACGCAAUGGGUGCCAAGUCUGUAGGGCCCUUGCAGUAUGCCUCUCGCAUGGAACCCCAGGUCUGUGUGUGUGCCAGUGAGACCCAGAACGGAUUCCAGACCUUCAGGGUGGUGAGAGCUGAUGCCCAGACUCCAGAGGAGGUGGGGCCCAGAGAGUCAGCUUUGCGCAGGCGCAAGGGCCCUACCAAAACUCCAGAGCCAGAGCCCUCUGGAGCCCCACAGGACCCCCUGAACUGGUUUGGAAUCCUGGUUCCUCACAGUCUGCGGCAGGCCCAAGCCAGCUUCCGGGAUGGCCUACAGCUAGCUGCAGAUAUAGCCAGCCUCCAGACCCGUAUCAACUGGGGUCGAAGCCAACUCCGGGGGAUCCAGGAGAAACUCAAGCAGCUGGAGCCUGGGGCUGCCUGACCGUGUCCACAGAGGCAGGCACUCAGCACAGCUGUUCAUGGAUGUGGCUGUCUUUUCUCAGGCAUUCUUCUUUCAUAAAUAGUCCCUGCUCCAACCUCCAAUCCAGCUAAUGCCCUCUCCUUAAAAUGUCAUUGGUCUUCAUAUUUUCGACUUUGUUAGGUGUGAAGUUCCAAGUUUUUAAUCCUAUGUUCACAUUGUGAGAUAUAAACAUUUCUUCCCAAACUGAGUAAUAUGAAAGUCACCUUCUUUGGAACCACUUUUAGGCCCAUGUUAUCAUAGGAAACUCCCACCCCCACCGCAGAGAGCAAGUACAAGGUUGUUCGUGUUAGUGAACAAUUGAACGACCUCAUAGAUGAGCCAACUGCAGUCUCAUUCCUGGAUGAUGAAAUACUUCACAAACAGUGGCAGGAAAGGAUAAGAGGUAGUGCUUCAGGGUCACCAGAUCCUCAGAAUUGACUUGGAUAGAGGAGAAGAUUGUACAUGACCAACAGAUCAGGACAAUAUGAGUUAAUAAAAAUACAAACAUCUACCUGAGUGUGAUGUGUGCCCCCCUGUUGUCCCAUUUACUCAGGAGGCUGAGGCAGGAGAUCACUUGAGGCCUUGAGUUUGAGACUAGCCUGGCAACAUAAUGAGAUUCUCUCUCAAAGACAAACACCUGAGUAGACAGGUAGCCCUUAGCAGGAUCUAAACCAGGAAGUAAAAAAGGUUUGACCUGGAUAUGUUUAGGAAGAGACUUGUCUAUGUUUCAAAAACCUGCCUUUAUCUUACCAGGAGUGAGGCAAAGACAUUCUUUAUUUUUUGAAGGGCCAGUUGUGUAUUUCCUGUUCUGAGAACUCUUGUGUUUCACUUUUCUACUGGUGGUUUAUCGUUUUAGCAGUAUCUAGGGGUUCUUUUUCUGUUUGUUUUUGUUUUUUGCCAGGGGUGGUGGGGGUAUGUAAUCCUUUGUUCAUAAUAUGAGAUGUAAAUAUUUCUUCCCAGUUUGUCUUUAA